UUGCCUGAGCGGUUGCGGUUUAAGAUUCUGUCCGAGUUACACAAUUCCCAUAUUGGUGUGGUAAAAACAAAAGCGGAAGCUCGGUCUAGGUUUUGGUUCCCGGGUAUUGAUACAGCCAUAGAAAAAAUGAUCGGUUCAUGCAAAAUAUGCACCCAGCUGCGUCAUUCCCCACCACGAACGCUUAUAUCACCAUGGAAAUAUCCUCCAUUACCAUUUUAUAGGAUCCAUAUGGACUUCUUAGGACCGUUUCAUGGUCAUAUGUACUUAGUAAUUGUGGAUGCUUAUACAAAAUGGGUGGAAGUAUACGAAGUACCGUCUACUUCGUCGUCUGUGAUCGAAAAACUCUACGAGUAUAUAUCGAGAUUCGGAUUACCUCAAACUGUCGUGACCAACAACGCAGCUACAUUUACUUCAUACGAGUUUAAAAAUUUCUGUAUGGUUAACGGUAUCACACAUGUAACGUCACCGCCGUAUCACCCCGCUAGUAACGGUCAGGCUGAAGUGUACGUUAAAAUAGUGAAAAAGGGGUUAAAGUCAUGUUUACUUUCAAUUAAUAACAAUAAUAAAAAAGAAUAUAAAUUAAAAUUACUUAAAUUCUUAUUCGAUUAUAGGAACUCCUUACAUAGCACAACUUCUUUGUCACCUGCUCAAUUAGUUUUCGGUCACAAGUUGAGAUCACGUUUGGACUUAAUGAGCCAUGUUAUACCGCCUUCAUCCACAUCCUUGGAAAAUAAAGCCCAAAACAAACAGUAUUUGCAGAUUAAGGCAAAUGGGGGAAAAAAUGCGAAGCCUUUUGAAACCGGGGCAAAGGUUUUUGUCGCUUUUGUUAGCAAAUUUAUGCAACGACGAGGAGUUUGUGGAGUCUAG
Molecule: messenger RNA, 867 nt
Organism: Parnassius mnemosyne (clouded apollo)
Lineage: Eukaryota; Metazoa; Arthropoda; Insecta; Lepidoptera; Papilionidae
Source: the annotation of a GenBank genome assembly